This is a messenger RNA of Liolophura sinensis, 3863 nucleotides long. RefSeq names its product tetraspanin-18-like. The transcript has 7 exons. Lineage: Eukaryota; Metazoa; Mollusca; Polyplacophora; Chitonida; Chitonidae. Gene Ontology annotation, cellular component: plasma membrane. The record is from RefSeq and is a predicted model, not a curated record. Bases 216 to 887 code for a protein of 223 amino acids.
ACUCCUGCUGUAGGUAAACUUAAAACCAGGUCUGCAAGCAGAUUUGUAAUAGCGUUCUAACGGAGAGUGGAUUAGUAUCAGGCGAAGGACCAAAAUAUUUUGCUCGGAUUAACGUGUGCCAGCUGUCACAUAGGCUCCGCAUCCCCAACACGAGUUGCUCUCACCCGACUGAAUUAAGAGUUUUCAUUUGAGCAGUCCCUGAAAGAAAAGUCACCAUGUCUUGCGGUGUGGCGAUUAUGAAGUUCACGUUGAUAUUUUUCAACGUCAUUUUCUUGCUGAUUGGCAUUGCUGGAGUGGCGCUGGGAAUAUGGAUUGCUGUCAGUCCCAGCACGAUAUUUGAAAUGCUUCAGUACAACCCCGAUGCCUCGGCAGAAACAGUGCAAACAUCGGCUUAUAUAUUCAUAGCCGGGUGCGCUUUCAUCCUCAUUGUCUCCGCUCUUGGCAUCUUUGGCGCGUGCACCGGAAACCGAUGCCUGUUGGGAUUCUAUGGCUUCUUCGUCAUCUUGAUCUUCGCCAUUGAGCUGGCUGCUCUCAUCACCGCUAUUGUGUACGAUCAGCAGUUCCGUGAUGAAUUAAAAACUGGCCUCUACAAUGAACUGAUCAACAGCUACAAGACUGGUGCUAGGAACCAGAAAUUUAUCGACACUGUAAACGAAUUCCAGAGGGAGUUUGAAUGUUGUGGUAUUCGCAACCACACUGAUUACGACACAGUCACUCUCACAACGGAAGAAAAGAACAACGGAUAUCCAAAGUUUUGCUACCCUCACGAUGAUUCUCCCAACAACAACCUCUUCACAACGGGAUGCUACACAAAGCUGAGAGAGAAAAUCAAGGCUUUUGGCGCUGUCAUCAUCGGAAUUGUUGUGUCUGUCUUGUGUUUGAGGUAAGUCAAUAACAGAAUGUCGUUUCAUGAAGUAAGACGCGAGAAAACAACGACAAACAAAAGGGCAUUUAAAAAAACUGACAGAAUUAAGCCAAAGAGCUAGAAUUUCUUAAUCUGAAAGAAUUUCUCUUGUUGGUUUUUAAAAUGAAAUUAAAACGUCUUCAGCUUAACAGUAUGAAACUGUUGCGAAUUUCUGCUUUUGGAAUUGUAGGUCACAGUGUCAGUGUAACGCACAAAAACUGCACCGACUUGCCACAGAAUCUCCAGGCCUCUUCUGUCUUGCAAUGAAGUGUUAGUCCUUUUAAACAUUGUCCUCAUUUAAACGUGAGUGUUCAAUAUUUCAAAAAAAGAAUGAACCGAAUGCUUUUCUGGUUUCAUUUGUAGAUCCUGCUUUUCACCUUUGCCAUGUGUCUCUGCCGACAUGACGACUUUGGGGACAAGGUAGUGUAAGACAAACGGGCACGACAGAUGGGCAGGAUAGAAUUCAAGCGGAUACUUGUGUAUCCGUGAAGCUCGUAUUUAUCUUUCUAAACCAUAUCUCAUUCUUUGCGCUCAUAAGGAAUGCCGAAUUGAAGACCCUUUCACUGAGACAUCCCUGUAUAGAGUACAGAAGCGUAUUUGCAGCGUAUGUUUAUUUUUAAAAAAAAAUCAAACAACAAAAUCCAUGUUUGGCUGCUCAGUACAAUUCAUUGUCUCUUAAUGUUUUAAAUUUUUCGUUUACUGUACAAUAUAUAAAACGUUUGCCCCUAUAUAACUGUGCACAUUAACAGAGGGUAUUUUUCUCCAGGGGAGAUUUUUGCAUUCUAAUUAAGAACGUAUUCGAACGAAAAUUUAUUACACUUGUACCUGCGAGACAUAAAAGACGUUUAUUGCCAUUUAUAAGAUGACAAGAAUUUUGUUAAGGAAACGGGGGAUAUCGGGGAAGUGUCAUUCCGCGUUUUAUUUUACCGUAACUCUUUUUAUACAUAAAUUUGACUUCAGCUAAUUUUGUUCCACGAGAUCUGUGGACAGGGGACCACAAUGAAUAACGCGACAUGUGUUAUUAAAGGUAGGCAACCAGCAAUAGGUUUGUUUCUCUUUAUGACCUGUACAUAAAACCUUCCAGAAAGAUCCAAGGGAGAUCACCCAUCGUGUUUGUAUGCAUAUUUUAAAGGAUAACUCUUGUCAUGAUGACUUCUGUACCGUAAGAUUUUCUAAUCAUACAGUUAAAUCGCAACAACAAGAACGUGUCCCAUUGUUUUAAGCUUAGUAAAUAACGGUUGUUGAGAAUAAACUAACAGGGCACAACUCUCACUUCCGGCGCAUUUUUAUUGUCUUGUAUGCCUUCACUGGCACCACGAAUGUUGUUAUCUACUUUUCUGAUAGAAGUGAAUCUCAGUUCUUCAAAAUUGUUUUGCUUUUUUCUUUGAGUUUCUGUAAGUUUUACUAAAUUGUUGAUGUGGGUUUUAAUGGGCUGAUUUGGUGCGGUCGCUGUCCUUGUUGGAUAUUUCAGCGGAAAUAAAAUAAUCUGUUUUAUCAUGGCCAUUUGAGAGAUGGUGUAUUGGCUUACACGUUAACAUUUUCAGUCUUAUUCAUGAUGACGUCAUCUGUCGCUCAAACGAACCGUCCUUACCAAUAUAAUUUUUACACAAUAUAUGUAAUUUCGUUAGAAUCCAUUCAUUGAUGUCACGUGAUCUGACUUGUCACUGCAAAUCCCUCAGUAUAAACUGCACUUAAACAUAAAUAAAUCCACUUAUUGCAUAAUAAUUCUUUAAACUUUAAUAUGACUAUCCAUUCGUCAAGAGAUGCCGGUAUGUAUACCGGUUUAUGGUAUUUAUAGCAGAUCUGCCAUUUUGUAAAAUAUGGCCAGGAUGUGGUAGGGGACUAUGUUGUCCUGGAUGUAAGCCGGCAUGAACGUUUUUGUAGCACUUUAGUGAGGGGCUAGGUCUUUAUUUUGUAGAAAUUUAGAAGCACUGUUAAUUCGACAAAACGGAUAAGGCAGCAGAUUAUUCCCGUGUUUCUGGGCCGCUUCCACACCGACCGUGUCACUGUUUGUAGGAGGAGUUAUUACAUCAAGUUCCCUCGAAGUGUGGUUCAAAAAACGGACAGCAUAGACAUUAACACAUGCGGUGCCAUCAGUGAUUUUUACCUCCUCCGUUGUUACUAGGGUUGUUACUAAAAGUUUAAAUGUUACUUAUCACUUAAGAUUACUAAAUGUUUUUAUAAUGUUAAUUGUCGCUAUAAACCCUGUAGAUCAUUACUUGUAGAAAAGACUAAAAUGAAGCGUGCUGAUUUAGAUACGUCAUCUAUCAGACAUGUUUCUAACACUUAUCAAAAACUGGUUCGCUAACACGAUGAAUUAGUCGUAAGUCUUGUAGAAUGGGAAAGUGGGAGAAUCGGCGCUGGUCUAAACUGAAAGUGGGUAAUGUACAGCACCACACUAAGAGGUACUAACUGUCAUCUGUAAGUACACUAGAGUUGUUAUUUACAGGCAUCGGUUUGAAUUGUCCAUCACGUUAUUUCGGUGGAGGUAUAAAAAGAAUGUAUUUGUGUCAGGUUGAGAUGUUUUUAUUACUACAAAGUGGGUGUUUGUUCUAAUUUGUGUGCCAUAUAAAGUUAUUCCACUCUUUGUACACAUUAGUCUUCAAAUUUUAGCUAUGUUUUUGCCAUGUUUGAAUGUGCCCACUUAUAUAAUUGCAGGAAUUAAACCUUUGGUUGGCAACAAUGAUAACUAAUUACUUUCGUUGUUUAAGACCUCAACAUUUUUUUUAUGUGGAAAAGUUAUUUGUUAAAACGAAAUAACUUGUUGGAGUUGUCAAGCACUUGGCACGGUCAAUUCCCUGUUAGUAUGGCGUAGGUGUUAUUUGGACGAUUUGUUUUGUUAUUUUCAUGUAGAAAUUUUUUUGUCCCGGCCUUAGUAUCAUUUUGACACUACAUACAACAAAUCUAUGUAUAUAAGUUAAAACAUUCAAUAAAACACGUUUAACGUCUCGUUAUCCAA